UGUUGGUUGAAUUUGUUUUACCAGUUGAUUUUAUUUAAAUUCAGCAGAAAUGCGUAAGAAGCAGGGUGAAGAAAUACCCGGCUUCCCGUCGUUGGAGCAAAGCAACGAUAGCAGCAGAGGCAACGAUGACAUUCUCAAAAGCAAACCCAAAUCGAAGAAAAGCGGCGGCUUUCAAUCCAUGGGAUUGGGAUUUGAGCUCAUCAAGGGCAUCACAAAACGUGGGUAUAAAGUGCCCACGCCAAUUCAGCGAAAGACCAUUCCCUUGAUUCUGGAGGGACGCGAUGUUGUUGCCAUGGCCAAAACGGGUUCGGGUAAAACCGCCUGCUUUCUGAUUCCGCUAUUUGAGAAGCUGCAGCGUCGCGAGCCUACAAAGGGUGCACGUGCCCUGAUCCUGUCGCCAACCCGCGAGCUGGCAGUGCAAACAUACAAGUUUAUCAAGGAGCUGGGACGCUUCAUCGAGUUAAAGACGAUUUUAGUGCUGGGCGGUGAUUCCAUGGAUUCGCAAUUCUCGGCCAUACACACAUGUCCAGAUGUUAUUGUAGCUACGCCAGGUCGCUUUCUGCAUUUGUGCGUGGAGAUGGACUUGAAAUUAAACUCAAUAGAGUAUGUGGUCUUCGAUGAGGCUGAUCGUCUCUUUGAAAUGGGUUUUGGCGAGCAAUUGAAUGAGACACUGCAUCGUUUGCCUUCAUCCCGUCAAAUGGUCAUGUUCUCGGCCACAUUGCCAAAGCAACUGGUGGAAUUUGCACGUGCUGGACUCAGUGAUCCUGUGCUUAUACGUCUGGAUGUGGAGUCCAAGCUGCCAGAUGCACUCUCGCUCAAGUUUCUCUACUGCCGCCCCGAUGAUCGCUAUACCGCUUUGGUGGUGCUGCUCAAGUAUGUGAUACCCAAGGAAGCACAGACAGUUGUCUUUGCCGGCACACAGCAUCACGUGGAGCUGAUUUCAUUUAUAUUAACAACAGCUGGCAUAUCAAACACUUCCGUGUACUCCAGCUUGGAUGCAUCUGCGCGUAAAAUCAACACAGCAAAGUUUGCCAGCAAAAAAGUUUCCGUUUUAAUUGUCACAGAUGUGGCUGCUCGCGGUAUUGAUAUACCCAGCUUGGAUUAUGUUGUUAAUUUACACUUUCCGGGCAUACCAAAGCUAUUUGUGCAUCGUGUGGGACGUUGUGCUCGUGCUGGACGCACUGGCACUGCCUAUUCUAUAUUCUCCACAGACGACACAGCUCAUUUACUGGACUUGCACUUGUUUCUCAAUCGUCCAUUCAAUAUCAAUGACAGUUCCUCGAUAGGCACAAUACCACAAGAUCUGUUAGAAGAGGAGCAUCUGAGCGUAACGGAGAUUAAGAAGAGUCAUCAUAUUGCCGGCGUUUUGCGCACCAGCGAGAAUGCCUACAAGAAAUACUUGAGCUCUCGUCCCGUUGCAUCCACGGAUGCCAAUGCGCGUGUCAAGAAGAUUAAAUUCUUUGCCCUAAAGUCACUAGAGGAUUUCUUUGAUGCUGCACCCGUUUUAGAGCAAGCUGCUAAAAUUAGUGGCCAAGAACUCAAUGCCAAUUCAAAGGAAGAUGUGGCAGAAUCGGAGCGAAAAUUGGAGGAGGAGAAACAUGAUAUAUUGGUCAAAAUGCGCAACUUCCGACCACCUGGUACCAUCUUCGAGCUAAAUACCACACAAAAAUCGGUGCCUUUUGUGGUUAUGAAGGAGAAACGCUCUCAGCACGCUGAAGUUAUUGAAAAGUUUCGCCUGCAACGCGCCAAGGAGGAUGUGGAUGAGGCCCAAAAGGUGGAGGAAGCACAGAAGCUGCCAACGAGUUCCACUGUCGAUGACGAGACCAUUAAAGAUGCCUUCAAAAAGGUUGUGGCGCCCAAGAAACGACAGAAUAUGGAUGCGCUGUAUACAGACAAAUCGAAGAAAAAGAAGCGCAAGUUGCAAGUAAAGGAUGAGGAGAACUAUAUACCAUAUCAGUCGGCGGAUAAAGCCACAGAAGAUGGUCUCGCCAUCAACUCCUUUGAACGCCAGGCUCGUAACGCAGAAUUCUCUGUGGCGGAUCGCAGUCGAACCCAAGAGACACAGCAUAAGCCGGGUCUCAAGAAAUGGGAUCGUAUAAAGAAGAAAAUGGUAUCGGUUCAGGAUCCACGUUCAAACAAGAUUCGCACAGAAUCUGGCGCUUGGAUACCUGCUUCCUUUAAGACAGGUCGCUACAAUAUGUGGAAGGAGAAGUCCAAGAUUGAGGAGCAGCUACAACGUGAGAAUGCGGAUAGCGAUGACGACAACUUCAAGCCCUUGUCCCAUAAACAACGGUAUCCUGUUGGUCGUCACGCACGUUACAAUGCAAAAUUGGAGCUGAAGAAACGCAUCAGCGGCAAUGACAAGGAAAUGCGUAAACCGGAACAAAUUGUCAAAUCUCGCAUGCGACUGGACUUCAUCAAGAGGCGCAACGAGGAAAAUACCACGAAAAAAGCUGAGAAUCGCAAACGUAGCAUGCGAAAGAGUCAAAGGCCCAAACCAGCUCCACAAAAGAAGGCGGCAGGAGGUGCCAAGAGACGCAAAUAGGCAAAAGAAUAACUCUAUUAAAGUCUAGUUAUAUAUUAACAAGGGAUCUUAAUUGUUAAAAUUUUUAAAAAUAAAAAUUGUGACCACAAUUAUUUUCCAAUUU
Drosophila innubila is the source of this 2648-nucleotide messenger RNA. RefSeq names its product ATP-dependent RNA helicase DDX54. Gene Ontology annotation, cellular component: nucleus. The record is from RefSeq and is a predicted model, not a curated record. Bases 50 to 2545 code for a protein of 831 amino acids. The transcript is spliced from 6 exons. Gene Ontology annotation, molecular function: RNA binding; ATP binding; RNA helicase activity. NCBI's taxonomy places the organism in Eukaryota, Metazoa, Arthropoda, Insecta, Diptera, Drosophilidae.